GUACGUAACCGUGACUGGCUAACCCGUUUGGGGAAGAUUCUACGGCGGCCUACAGAGACGCGCUUGCAACGUGGCAGCCGCUGUUAUCCUUCUCCUCUUGCGCUUUCGUGAUCUAAUCGUUCCUCAAAAAUACUUUCCUCUUCUUCCUUUCUCUCCUAGUCCAUCACCCCUCCUCGACUUUAUACACGAUUAUCGAAUCGCGCCGUCGUCGCACGGGAUUACAGACACCAUGCGAUCCCUUCCCAAACAAACAAAUCCUCUCAUCCUCCCCGACGCAUCCCCUUCUUAUCAGGAAUUACUUGGAUUGCGCCGGUUGGGAAAGACGCAUUUGACCGUUAAACCCGCCCAGAUCGGAACAUCGAAUGCCACAAAACCCGAGAAUCUUGGACCAUUCGAAUAUGCGCAUCUACGCGCUCCACUACCCAAAGAUUUGACCGGCUCUGAGAUUUUUCCGGCACAAACUACGAAGCAAGACACAUAUUUCUUGAUGCGACGGAGUAAGGACGGCUAUAUCAGUGCCACAGGCAUGUUCAAGAUCGCGUUUCCUUGGGCCAAGGCGGAGGAAGAGAAGGCCGAGAGAGAAUACGUCAAGUCGAAAACAGAGACCAGCGUGGAUGAGACGGCCGGCAACCUAUGGAUUUCACCCAUGUUAGCGUUGGAACUUGCCAAGGAAUAUCAAAUGCUGGACUGGGUUCGCGCUUUGUUGGAUUCGACCGAGAUUAUUCAAACCCCUGCAAGCUCAAAGAAACCCAUCACACCACCACCUAAAUUCGAGAUGCCCCAAUUGGAGACUUCGACAGAACUUAAUCCUACUUCUCGCACCAGGAGCAGGCGCUCUGCCUCCCCAGCCAAAUCAUCUCCUAAAAAGAACGCAUCUCCACGAAAGUCACGAGCCCAUCGAUCUACCAAGGAAAGCUCUGUGGCUGCAACAACCGCUGCCAGUGCUUCUUUACAAGCUGCGUUAGACGGUGCUGCGGAUCAAGAGAAGGAGGAGAUCAACAGAACAGCUGAGGAUACAAUUGCCGUUGCUGAAACUAUCGAAACGAAGCCUAAGAAGACCAGGUCAAAGAAACAUGCCGCUGUCGAUGACAAGGUUACAGUCAAUGUCGAAUCUACGACUGAGACCAAGGAUGAGAUUGAAACCACGCAGACCAAUGUCACUGUUGAGAUGCCAGUCACCCUACCUGAUCUUCCUCCCGCUGAGGAUACCGAGCAAAUGAUUGCUCAGGCAAAGAAGAUGGUUGAGGAGGCCACGAAAUUGCAAGAGCAAGACACUACAGCCGAGUCUUCGUCGCCCAAGGCUUCCAAGAAGCGCAAAUCAGACGAAGUCGAGGAGGAAGAUGACGAGAAUUCCAACACACCCGCUCAACCCACCAAGAAGGCCAAAGUUUUAGAAACCAAGCUUCGAAAGGAGCGGGUUCGCAAUAGGGCUCUUGUUGGUGUGACUGCUACCUUAGCACUUGCUGCCGCAAUUCCCUACUUCUUUUAAUCCCAGCUCUCAUUUCUCACUUAUAGUUCAGACUGAAAGUGACAAGUACAGUCUAUUCUCUUUUAAUAAUCAUUUCCUGACCCCUUGUGCACCUAUGUCAGCAGACUGACAUACGAUGUAAAAAUACCCCUACCUUUUUUUGUUUACACAACCACUUUCUUUCCUCUUUCUACUAUUCAUUUUUUCCUCGACCGUUUUUUUCAUUAGGGCGUUAUGACUUGAUUGGAGUUGUUGUUUGGCCUUUUCCCCCUUCAUCAUCAUCCUACACUUCCUAUACAUUUUCUGGCAGAGUUUGAGAUAGCGAUUGCGGCUAUAUUUAGGGAAACAGAGGAUGAGUCUCCCAUAAUUGAUUUGGCUUAGAAUGAUAGUUUUCAUGAUAGGCGAAUCAAUGCAAGAUUACUGUUUGAAUGAAUAGUUAAUUGGAUCUAUUUUGUAUAGACUUUAGUAUAAGUG
Talaromyces stipitatus ATCC 10500 is the source of this 1942-nucleotide messenger RNA. RefSeq names its product APSES transcription factor, putative. Gene Ontology annotation, biological process: mitotic telomere tethering at nuclear periphery; meiotic attachment of telomere to nuclear envelope. Bases 230 to 1489 code for a protein of 419 amino acids. Lineage: Eukaryota; Fungi; Ascomycota; Eurotiomycetes; Eurotiales; Trichocomaceae. The record is from RefSeq and is a predicted model, not a curated record. Gene Ontology annotation, cellular component: nuclear membrane complex Bqt3-Bqt4. The transcript has 5 exons. Gene Ontology annotation, molecular function: DNA binding.